This is a messenger RNA of Toxorhynchites rutilus septentrionalis, 4097 nucleotides long. It is a transcript of the gene tadr, whose product is annotated as probable cationic amino acid transporter. Gene Ontology annotation, biological process: amino acid transport. The record is from RefSeq and is a predicted model, not a curated record. Lineage: Eukaryota; Metazoa; Arthropoda; Insecta; Diptera; Culicidae. The transcript has 10 exons. The coding region runs from base 947 to 2962 and encodes 671 amino acids. Gene Ontology annotation, molecular function: amino acid transmembrane transporter activity. Gene Ontology annotation, cellular component: plasma membrane.
GUCCGGCCAGGUUCAGUCAUCGUCGAAGUGUAAGCCCGCGUGGUUGCUAUUGUUGGGGCCUCCCCCGUUUUGCAACGCCUACACCCAACGAACGUGUGAGAACCCCUAGGGGGCAAGCGCCUAAUACACAAAACACUUCCCCGUGUUUGCGUGUCCGACGGAAUCUCCAUUUAAUAAUCAUGUGAGACAGACACUAAAGUGACGGUGGGAACAACGCUUUGUUCACGAAUUACGUUUCCAUUAACAAUGCUGAUGAGUGCUUGAGAAGAGCAGCUUACCUGAACAUCUCUGCGAGUGUUUUAUAUGUAUCCGUAUCUAUAUGGCGGCCUCAUCUCUCACCGUAGCUCAUCGCUCUUAUCAGGUUCGCCUAAUCAGUGUCUAAUCGUGCAAAGUGGCGAUGAUAUCUCGUUGGGAUUGCGAUUGAAGCUCAGCGUGUGCCUAAGAGGCGUAUGUUUUUUUUUGUGUGUUUGUGACCCAUUUAGCACCGAUCUGCUGAAUAAUAUUGAUUAUAUGUGCGAAAAAAUCGAAGAGGAGCUGAAGACAUUGAUUUUUUACCGUCAUAAAUACAGUGAAAAUAUUCCUACGCCAAGAAAUCCGACCGGUGAAGAAAAUGAACCACGAUUCGCUAACUUAGUGAAAUGGCUGUGAAGCUCGCGUGUGACCUGAGCAAAUCCGCGCCACAUCAAACGAAACAAAAAAAAAUGAACCCCCGAAAGUAGUAGCUAGCAAGUAAUUAAAUAUAAAUCAACCCCAUUCGGGCCGAAAGCCAACCAACGAACGUGGGCUUGUGUGUAUCCUGCGAAAAGACCCGGAUUGAGCCACAGAGGACGAAAGAAGGGAACCAUACGAACGGUGGCGCCAUAAAAACAGUGAUUACAUUAGAGGAAAGGAACCAUAGGAGGCAUUGGCUUAUUGUCUCGGACCAUUGUCCUAACCGUGCUCAAACAUGGCCUUCCCGGUGGGGUCUCUUUGGGACGUGGUCGUCAGCGGCACCGGAGGACGCUGGACCAUGGGUACGCUCAUCCUGGCACAUCUGAUUGCGUACAACGAAACCGGUGGCCCAGGUGCGAUGAUUGGGAUGGCAAUCGGCGCUGUGUUUUCCAUUUUUGCCGGUCUAUGCAAAUCGAGCGUUAAAUCGCUCCAAAUGUAUUACAUUCGUACCACCCAUCGGACGGACUUCUUCCACCUGUUUCUCGCCAAGUGGCUGGACAUAUUGGCGCUGUUCUCGGCCUGUGCGGUGCUCGUGAGGACACUCAGCUCGUCGCUCGACGCCAUGACGGGGGGAUUGGUGAGGAUGUACAUUCUCGGUCGUAAUUCCCCCGCCAACGAACCGUGGCCGGAUGUAAUUGGUGUAAUGGUUAUUUUUCUCAUCUCCGGAAUGUUUAUGCUCGGACUGGAAAACACUAAGAUUUUCGGUUUUCUUAUGUUUCUGGGGGUGGCUGCGGUGGGAACGAUAAUCGGUGUUGUCACUGGCUUGAGAGGCAACUUUAAACAGUUCACCAGCGAACCCAUUCUGCCGGAGGGAAUCUCUGGGCUACUUUCUGGCGCGGCGCUAUCAACGUUUAGCUUCUCGAAUGAUCUUUUUAACGGCAAUUAUUGCAGGCGAUUAUUGGGAUUAGUUGUUAUUCUGGUUGUUUUGCUAUCUAACGAACUUAUUGGUAUGUGUUUGACGACAUUGACUAAAUUUAGCACUAAUCGCGACUAUGAAGCCGUCCCGAUGUUGGCGAUUCUAGAGAAUAAGGACUUUCAUAAGGCAAUCCCCGCUAUCGCCUGUCUGCUGGUGCUAACCUGUUCCGGAGCUUUGCUGGAACUGUUUCCGGAAAUGUACUACCAAAUAGUGCAACUGACAACUUCCGAUUGGAGAAUUCUUGCCAAGCAAAUAGGGUACGAGAACAAAGACAGUGGAAGUCCGAUCCUAGCGGUGUUUACUGGAGGAAGUUUGUGCGCUAUGCUGGCCUUCGCAUGUCCGCUGGAGAAUUUAAUCUACAUCCUGGCAGCGAGUAAUGUGUUGGCAACCUUCCUAAGGGCCUUUUACUUGUUGUAUAUACCCUUCCGGCCACAGUAUACCGAGCAGCAAAGCGACUCUUCGCUAGCAUACAGUCGACUCAAUUCUUCCAUCAAACCACCAUCUUCCCAGUCGAGUAGCCACAAGUCGAAGAAAUCGGUGUGGUUCUUCAAAAGGCCUUCCACAGUAUCCCUAGCCCAUCACGUCCUGCCAAGCAACCGUGCCAACAAGAGCAACGCCCGGGAGGAACACGAACGCGAGUGGCUGCUGCUGGGGGAGCCACCCUCGCCGAAGGCUCCCGACAUCCCACCAAACAUGGAAUCGACCGUUCUUUCGGAUCAGACCUCCGACAUCGAGUGUAUUGCCCUGGCGAAGCCGGAGAAUUGCGACACCGACGAGGAAAGCUCCACAGACAUAGACGCCAUCGUGGAUGAGUAUCGACAGAAGAUGACGGUUUCCACGGCUGGUCCACUGGACAGUAACACGCUGCGACUUCCGACGGCCACAAGCUGGCGGUUCGCACUGCUGCUGAUCGCACUAAUCAUCGGGGGAAGUAUCCUUACUUCGACAGGUCUGAUGCUGUGGGAGAUGAAUUCAGUUAUCGUAGGAGCGAACGCGGUUUUAAUUCCGUCCACAAUUUUGAUGCUAAUCCCUCGGUACGCUCAAACGACGUCAACCUCGCCGGCGGUCAUUACUUGUGCGGUAACUAUUCUGGCAUCCACAAUCCUAUUCGCGGCUUCGUUUCUACAGUCAUGGCCCGCACUGCUUCUAUGGUUUUUCGCAGGUCUAUUCCUGUUCAUCCGAUGUGACACGUGGUGUUGCCUUUGUUUGGAGCGUCCGACUUCGGACCACCAUCAGACGCUGAUUGCUAGUGUAUCCGGUACUAAAACCACCAUCCGAGUGCCCCGACCCCCGAAGGGAUCAAUAAUUCCAGCCCGCAUCGUGGGCCACAGCUGACACCACUCGGAUAGCUCCGACAGUGAAUUCUACGAGGAGGAGGACACCGUCGAGGAAUGGACCGAUUGAUGGGUGCCAGCAGGGUAUGAUGUACGACGUAUUUGAACAUCUGGUUGUUGUGUGUUGACCCCCAAAGAAGUAAAAAACAAUAUCAAAACAAAUCCGUUGCUCCCAAAACCUAGAUGAAACUAAGUGUGAUUUCGCAAUAAUGGUGGGAACCAUUUCCAAACAAUGAAAAAAUAAAUAACGAAAAUACGUUUGAAUGUGAUAUAUGUGAUUCGGUCAACGGAACCGAACUGAGCUGUUUAGUUGUAACGAUUUUCUCUUAAAUGUCAAUUUGAACAGAGCGAGAGCAGCACAUCACCGUUUACGUGUGGAGGGAGGUGUUAAUAACUAUUAUUACAUUACGUCAAGCAAUCACGGCAAAAAGUAUUAAGCGGGAGACUGCGAAAUGAUUUACUAGCAAUUUCCUAUUCAAUCGAAGUAUUGCAGCAACAAGCAAGCAAAACGUUAGGUAGUAGACAGCAUUUUGAAGAUUUAUUAACGUAGAAUAGCAAUGCAAAAAAAAGAGAGCAAACAAACGAUUAAUCUAUAUUUACUUGCAAAAUAGAUAGAUUUUCUUGCGAGAACCAGUUUAAACAUCUCACAGAAUGGCGGCCUUUAGGUAGAAUUCUUUUUUGUAACUAAGCAUAGCCAGAUCAGAAGGAAAAUAGCAUUAUUUUAAACGAAUACCAUAUAGGCGUAAUUUGCAGCUCAGAGGAUUAUAUUAGUGUUUUGCUGCUUGCAUUGAGACGAAUUUUAAAAUGUGAUCGAUAAAUAAGUGGAGGCGUACUGGGAAGAGUUUUAAUCGUCGCGAUCUGUUUUACUUGAGGACGAUUUGGAAACUUCAAUUCAGUGUAGGUAGGGAAUUCAACAGAUGGAGGAAGAAAAUACAAAGAACAUCCCGUGGGAUUGUUUUGAUACAUGUUUUCGCGUUACCAAAAAUACAUUAUUGCUGUCAUUUUAACCGUAUCUUAAGCAAUGUUUCUUUGUACCUUUGAUCUCUUUGAAAAGCUGUUCAUUGGAUUGCAUGUUCGAUUGAGGCUAUUUAGUUUUAAGAAUUUCAAAAGAGGAAGUAAUAAAAUGUUGAACGAUG